Molecule: messenger RNA, 1366 nt
Organism: Galendromus occidentalis (western predatory mite)
Lineage: Eukaryota; Metazoa; Arthropoda; Arachnida; Mesostigmata; Phytoseiidae
Gene: Amacr
Product: Alpha-methylacyl-CoA racemase
Exons: 9
Coding region: 213-1349 (378 amino acids)
Biological process (GO): bile acid metabolic process
Cellular component (GO): mitochondrion
Molecular function (GO): alpha-methylacyl-CoA racemase activity
Source: RefSeq, a predicted model, not a curated record
GGUGACAAAGUUUCCCGGGACAGAAAGCUCACCAGGAGCUUCACCGUCCAGGACCUUCCCAGAUCGGGCCACUUUAAAACUGAGCUACAUUCAUCAAGUCGAGUCAAGUCAACUUUUCUUCGGAAAUCGUGUGGGAGGACGCUUUGCAUUUCAUAAAAAGCCAGUGACGGCUUCUUCCGACGGUCGUGAGAAGAUACAAGGCUUUCCACAAGAUGGCCCUGCGAGGAGUUCGUGUCUUGGAGCUCGCGGGAUUGGCUCCGGCUCCAUUCUGCGGAAUGGUAUUGGCGGACUUCGGAGCGAGUGUGAUAAGGGUGGACAGGCUGAACACCAAGCAUGACAAUGAUAGGUUGUCCCGCGGGAAGCGCUCGAUAGCCAUCGAUCUCAAAAAGAAUGAGGGGCGAUCACUUCUGAAGAAAAUGGUCGACAAAUCGGACGUUCUCAUCGAUCCCUUCCGACCGGAUGUCUUGGAGGGUAUGGGUCUCGCUCCGAAUGAUCUCUUGAGGUCGAAUCCGAAGCUAAUCGUGGCGCGAAUCACCGGGUACGGACAGGACGGACCUUGGUCGAGGGCCGCGGGACACGACAUCAAUUAUGUCGCUACGUCAGGUGUGUUGUCAAUGCUCGGUAAAAGCGAGUCCCCACCAUUCCCUCCGGUGAACCUUCUCGCGGAUUUCGCUGGGGGAGGACUUUUGACGGCGAUGGGGAUCUGCGCGGCUCUCUUCGAGAGGACCGUAUCCGGCAAAGGUCAAAUCAUCGAUACGAGCAUGAGUGAAGGCGCAGCGUAUGUGAGCACUUUUUUGUGGAGAACGCGGAGUCCACGAAUGAAUAUCCCAAUCUGGUUCUCGGAUCGUGGAAACAAUGUUUUGGAUGGAGGCACACAUUUCUACCAGACGUACGAAACCUCCGAUGGCAAGUUCGUGGCUGUCGGUGCUCUGGAACCCCAAUUCUACGCGGAAUUCAUCCGAGGAAUCGGUCUGGAUCCGGACACCUUCCCACAGAUGCAAGACAUGGACGAAGCGAAGGAAGUUGUGAGCAAAAUUUUCAAAACGAAAACACGAGAGGAGUGGGCUUCAAUCUUCAAGGACACCGACGCUUGCGUGACUCCCGUUCUAGAUUUCGAAGAGGUUCACAAGAACGAACAGAACGAAGCGCGAGACGCCUUCACAAGCUACGACGGCACACUCGCACCGCGAGCAGCACCUCGCCUCUCACGAACCCCGGCCCAAAUCGAUCCCGUAGAGCCCGAGCCCGGGGAGCAUUCUCUGGAAAUCCUCCACGAAAUCGGUUUGGCUGAAGAGAGCCGUAAAUUGUUGGAGGACAAUAUUGUACAGAUUGCCAGAUCCAAAUUGUGAUUUCCACACUGCCAAAU